AUGGCCCAGCAAGUCUCACGCCCUCUGGUUGCACAUCCCCAAACUCUUGACCAUACCAAGGAGAAGGCUUUAUUUUCUAGGCACCCCUUGCACCUGACUGCGCAGGCCCGGGACUCUCCGCCAAGGUCUCCUCCCAUCCCCAGAGAAAGGGCUGGGUGGGGAGACCUGGGGAGGAUUUUGAGGGGCCGGAGGUCAGGCGCGGCCGGGGGAGGCUCUGAGGAGACAACACGGCCAGCGCGGCGCUCCUGCAGCCUCCACCGCCGCGGAGCUUCCUCCCCUGCUCCCGCCUUUCCGGGCGGUCCGGCGACGGGGAGGGCAAGCUUCCUGCGCCAGCUCCCCUGGCGCCUGCUGCCGGGCCCGUUGGUGGCCCCGCCCGAGAGCUGGCCGGGCCGCAAUGGGGCGGGUCGGGGCCUGGGACUGAGGCCGGCGCUGGGGUCUGGGCGGAGCGCGCCGCAGACUAGAGACCGGCCCCGCCCGGCAGCGCUGGGAGUCGCCCCCACCUCCCCACCGCGCGCAGCGGCCGCCGUUGCCAAGGAGACUGCGAUAGCAGAGGGGAAGUCGCCAAUGGCUACCUGGAUCGAGUCCCCUUUGUAUUUCGUUCACAUCACCCUUUUUUCUUCCACCGAGACACCGCAUCCUUUGGCUACCGUCGGUGGCGCGGUGGUGGGAGUGUAAGAGGAGGUCUGCUUCCGCUGCCACCAUUACCUGUUUCUUGGAUGGUUAAGCUUGAGUAAAGGAAACUUCUGGGAAGUGGCCAAAGACCCUUGACAUGCCCCCCGCAGAGGAAACAUCGCUGACGUCAUCUCUGCUUGUCCACUCUGUGCUUCAGUCAAGCCCAAGGCCAUCCCAGCGGCAAACUUUUGCUGCCCUCUCCCAGAAUGCCUGCUGAAACUGCCUCCUUGAGUCUGAAGGGGACCAGUGGAAACUUUGGGGGACAUAUUUUCGGGAGGCCAAGGCUCAAAUUGCCUGCCCAGGAACACAGUCAAGGAAGUGCUUUGGUCUAUUCUAGGCUUGUGGUCCAACACCAGAGACAGCUUCCUUGUAAACUCGAAGAGGUUGAUCAUGGGUCUAUUAUUUGCAUAGUGUAUCUUUGCAUCUGCAUUCACUUAAUAUCCAAAUGCUUAGAAAACUGCCAGCCAGUUUUGUGGCUCUAACAAGGCAGUGUCUUGUUCUUUGAAAGCCUCCGAGUAAAAACAGUUUAUAUGUGC
Sus scrofa (pig) is the source of this 1208-nucleotide messenger RNA. The record is from RefSeq and is a predicted model, not a curated record. NCBI's taxonomy places the organism in Eukaryota, Metazoa, Chordata, Mammalia, Artiodactyla, Suidae.